AUUAAAAUGGCUGCUAAAUUUUACCGUACCUGCAUACGACGCCAAAGUUUAUCAGUUCUUCUGUUUUGAUUUCAAUCAUCUUGUGGGCAAUUCGUUUAUUUUGGGUUGGUUUAAAAACAGCAAAACUGACCCGAUUGAACCACGUGGAAAGCACCCUGAACGAAAAGAAAUGGGAAACAAACAGAGUUCCAAAAGACGCGAAAGUCAGCUUGUACGCUCUAAUUUAGCAUCGUCCGUCAAUCCUGCGCUUCCACAAGAAGCUAUUGUCGCACUUACUGGCUGUUUAAACAGACUGCCUCUCUUCCUAAACAAAAGUGUUCGAGAAGAAGUGAUCAGACGAGUAGAGCUGAUGGAAACUGGUGAAGCUCCAGAAAUUCUUCUAAGUAAAGGCCAAGAGCCACCUGGAAUAUAUGUGUUGGUGUCGGGUAGUGUGACUGUUUUCAGUGAAAACAAGAAAUUUGCCCUGAGGGAAAUUCAAGUCGGUGACUGCUUUGGUGAAGUUUCGGCGCUAUUUAAUAUGAAUUGCACUGCUGAUGUGUGGUCAUGUAACAGGUGCAUGUUGUUGCUUCUGAAGACCUCUGAUGCCCGUCGGCUUCUCACAUUUCCCAGUGAGGUGACGCUACUGCAGUGGUUUCAACAGAGGAGAUACCUGGACACCAGUAAGCUGUUUAACAACCACCAACUGUCAAGGGAAAUUGCAGUAGAUGUAUUGCUAAAGUCUCCUAUACUUCAUGGCUGGGGAAAAGAAUCUUUGAAAGCUGUAGUUAAAACUGUAAAGCCAGCGGUUAUUGUGUUGUAUCCUCCCAACAGCAUUAUUUUCAAAGAAGGCUGGAAAGGACAGGAAAUGUUUGUUCUAGUGCAUGGGCGGGUAAACUUCUCCAAAAAUAACCAGGAUGUUGCCACAUUUGAUGCUGGAGAAAGAGGAUUUUCCUUUGGAGAGGAAGGGUUCUUCACUGGUACAGAGAGAAGAUCUACUGUAAGGGCAGCUGGGCCAUGCCAGAUUAUUCUCCUCCGUGAGGAAAACUUCCAUGAUGCCAUUAACCAGUUCUCAGGGGAGGCAACAUUACUCCAAGAGCUGAGUGUGAAAUGGAAACAACAUGUAAACCAGAGAGAUAGCACACUGUAUUCAAAGUACAUGGGAGCAUUAGAUCUGGAGAUAUUGAGAAUGACCUUAAAACAGACAGAAGAGUUCAAAACAUGCCCGGCAGGAUUCCUUUACAUUCUUGCGUUAUCCAUGACGAUUAAAGAAGUUCCAGCUGGCGAAAUUGUUCUUACAGAGAGAGAGUACCAAGAUGGUAGCACGUUAUUUGUUGUUCUUCAAGGAAGUUCAGUUGUAAUGGAUGGUGACAUGUCAACCUCACACUCGGUGGAACUCAAACAAGUCUUUUGGAAGAACGACACAAUGCCUGUGACCGGGUGGGUUAAGGCGGUAGAGUUAUGCGUGGUGUCCUUUCUUCCAGAGGAGGCAGUGAGAGAAGCGCGCAACACUUAUCCUGAUGUAGCGCUGCUCAGACCUUGAGAGAAACCAUUAUGGCUUUAGAACUGGGAGUACACGUCCAACUGUUUUCAGUCAUCGUAUGCCCUCUCAACUGCAAAUGGAAAUCAUCUUACCGUUGUGACGCCAGCCGCGGUUUUGAUUGUCUACGAAAGUCGGCCUCUGUAGAGAUCCGUUGGACAAUCAGCGCCCUGAAUCGCGAUCGUUCUGGUGGAAAUGGCGAAAGUUUUUGCGACUAAAUUUGGAGCGAAAGUCGCCAAUUGUCCACUCUCGCUUGAUUUUCCAGCGACAAGUAACUGAAAUAGGCUGCUAUGGCCACGAGCGUUUGGGCUUACAAAUCGUGUAAUCGAUAAAUAGAUUCUAAGCUACGAAAGUGUUGCAAGAGACGCAUCUGAGUCGGUCACUCAUGUGCCAACCACAUUUUGACGUCUUCUCUGAUCUAUUACUGUACAGACCCGCAGCAACAUGGAAUCUAUUUGUUUUAUUUGACAAAGAAGCAAAAUUUGUAGAUGGUGACAGCAUCUAUGCGUCUAUCCUCUGAUAAAUCAUGUGUAAGAACCGAUCAAAAUGCGUAUAUAAUUAAGCUUAUUAUACAGCUAAAUAUCAUUCGCAGACGACUGCGAGACACCUACCAGAAUUUGCAAGCUGCGGUAUCUCGCUAAAAAAAUAGCUUAGGUAGAGAUCUCGUUUAUAUACCUACCAAAGUUUGUAUUGUAAGCAUAGAUUUACACAUGUACAUAUGAAAAUAAAGCAGUCAAUAUCUGUCAUUCAACGUCAUCACCUUUUAUUCUUCUUCAACACCCAUUUCUCGAUUCCAGAGAUUCCAACCCUCCCGGUUGGACCGGAACCUCCCAUUUUUUGAGAUCUGUUCCGGCCUCCGUUUUCUUUCAAUAUUCUCACUAAAAACGUCGUGAUCAACAU
This is a messenger RNA of Pocillopora verrucosa, 2416 nucleotides long. The record is from RefSeq and is a predicted model, not a curated record. NCBI's taxonomy places the organism in Eukaryota, Metazoa, Cnidaria, Anthozoa, Scleractinia, Pocilloporidae.